Acipenser ruthenus (sterlet) is the source of this 3222-nucleotide messenger RNA. Its product is annotated as LIM domain-binding protein 2. NCBI's taxonomy places the organism in Eukaryota, Metazoa, Chordata, Actinopteri, Acipenseriformes, Acipenseridae. The transcript has 9 exons. Gene Ontology annotation, molecular function: LIM domain binding. The coding region runs from base 345 to 1505 and encodes 386 amino acids. Gene Ontology annotation, cellular component: transcription regulator complex; nucleus. The record is from RefSeq and is a predicted model, not a curated record. Gene Ontology annotation, biological process: negative regulation of transcription by RNA polymerase II; positive regulation of transcription by RNA polymerase II; nervous system development.
AAAAAAAAAAAUUCUCUGUGUCAGCUUCGAAAAGAAUUGUAUUUUUUUAAAGAACUACUCUUCAGUGCGGACAGGAAGUGAUCCUUCCACAAACUGCUUCUGUGAAAACACAGCACAGCCUGAAGCUAUCCGCCACCCCCCCUCACCGCUCCCGUCCUCUCUGCUACAGUGCAGGGGGCUCCUCCAGCUGUAGUUCUCACCCAACGUGUGCUCUCUGCUGUGUGUGUGCGUGUAUAGGAUUGGUGGUGAGUUAGCUUGCGCUGUAUACAGAGCAUCGCAGCCCAUGUGCUCUGUAUGGAUGUUGAUGUUGCGCUGUGUAGCUUGAACCACCACAAGCAGGCAAGAUGUCCAGCACACCUCAUGAUCCGUUCUAUUCCUCUCCUUUUGGACCGUUUUACAGGAGACACACGCCGUACAUGGUACAGCCAGAGUAUCGGAUAUAUGAGAUGAACAAGAGACUACAGUCGCGCACAGAGGAAAGUGACAACCUCUGGUGGGAUGCCUUUGCCACUGAGUUUUUUGAAGAUGACGCUACAUUGACACUUUCAUUCUGUUUGGAAGAUGGACCAAAAAGAUACACUAUUGGAAGGACUCUCAUCCCUCGGUAUUUCAGUACCGUCUUUGAAGGAGGCGUCACAGACCUAUAUUACAUUCUCAAACACUCCAAGGAGUCAUUUCACAACUCCUCGAUCACAGUGGACUGUGAUCAAUGCACCAUGGUCACCCAGCAUGGAAAGCCAAUGUUUACAAAGGUCUGUACUGAAGGUCGUCUGAUUCUGGAGUUCACAUUUGAUGAUCUCAUGAGGAUUAAGGCAUGGCACUUUACAAUCAGACAGUACAGAGAAUUGGUCCCACGCAGUAUAUUAGCAAUGCAUGCGCAGGACCCUCAGGUGCUGGAGCAGCUGUCUAAAAACAUCACUCGAAUGGGCCUGACCAACUUCACCCUCAACUACCUCAGGUUGUGUGUAAUAUUGGAACCAAUGCAGGAACUGAUGUCUAGGCACAAAACCUACAACCUAGGCCCAAGAGACUGUCUGAAAACUUGCCUUUUCCAGAAAUGGCAAAGAAUGGUGGCACCACCAGCAGGACACCCACAGAACUUCAAAACGGAAAUUUUCACAACAAAUCACAAAAAAGCAGAACCCACAAGACAGACGACAACAAAGAGGAGAAAACGGAAGAACUCAGCGAGCAGCGCCUCCAACAGCAGCCUCGGAAAUAACAGCAAGAAGAGGAGCCCUGCCAGCAACUUCAGCCUGUCCAGUCAGGUACCUGACGUAAUGGUGGUAGGUGAGCCGACGCUGAUGGGAGGGGAGUUCGGGGACGAAGAUGAGCGACUCAUCACGCGGCUGGAGAACACGCAGUAUGACGCAGCGAAUGGCAUCGACGACGAGGAAGACUUCAACAACUCUCCCGCACUGGGCAACAACAUCCCCUGGAAUAGCAAGCCCCCCAAUAACCAGGAUUCCAAGCCAGAAAACACAGCUGCGCAGCCGUCCCAGUAAAGAAUCCGUGCGAGCAAUAGCCCUGGCAGCCUCGGGCAGCUUUGUGGGCUGUUCUGACAACAUACUGUACUCUGUGGGUAUAAAGUUAGCGCUGUACUCUUUAGUGUUACAAGGUUAAGAAACAUAUGUGGGAAAUUAUAUCCUUGUUAACAUUGAAGUGAAAUAUAGGACUGCAACUAUACAUAUUAUAAAUACACAUUUUUACAUACACAUGAGAUAAUGUGUGCAACAAAUAGCUGGAGAAUGGAAGACUUUUCUAGCACUGUACAUAUCCCAUCUGAACACUGUUGUGGGCGUCAAAGAAGCAAUUGGGGUUGAAGCGGACAGUUUGGUUGGUAUGGCACUUGCACGGUUACUGUAGACUUGGGAAUAUCUCACAGUUCUGCCUGACGCCAUGUCUUGGGAAUUUUUGUGAUGGCAUAAAAACAAAAAGAGAACAUACUUAAGGAAAAUGACCUCCUUCAUACAAGUGAAAAGUCCAGUAUAAAAUGUAAUAAUAGGUUUGCUAAAAACAUUUUUUUUUUCAAACAUAAAUGAGUUAAACAACAACACAUUUGAUUUAAAGGAAAGGCAGCCUCAUUUAUUGAAUUUUAAAAGAUCUUGUUUAUAACACCCGAUAAUCUGAACCAAUGUGAUCUUUAUGACAGUAUUUGUUCAGUUGUUUGUAAAAUAUUAUCUACAUCUCUCUCUCUCUCUCUCUCUCUCUCUCUCUCUCUCUCUCUCUCUCUCUCUCUCUAUAUAUAUAUAUAUAUAUAUAUAUAUAUAUAUAUAUAUAUAUAUACACACACUGCUGUGCAAAAGUCUUAGACAUGUUGCAUUUUUCACCUGUGCCACUUCUGCCAGUUCUGUUGUCAAUUCAACGCUUGUCUUCUUUCUAUUCCUUAAGGAUAUUCUGUUCAAGUAUUGCUUAUCCUUGUUAGACAGCUUUUUGGGUCUUCCAGUCCUGGGUUUGUCAAUUACAGAUGAUGUUUCUCUAUACUUGUUGAUUAUGCUUUGGAUACCACACCUUGAAAAUCAAGUGAUGCAAGCUAUUUCAUUCAAUGUUUUUUCUUCUUUAUGCAAGUCAAGGUUGUUAUAGUAGUAGAAAACACAAGUGAAGGCUUUGAGUAAAUUAUUGCUGCUCAUAAUGCAUCAGAGUAGAAAAAUGCAACAUGUCUAAGACUUUUGCACAGCAGUGUGUGUGUGUGUGUAUAUAUAUAUAUAUACACACACACAAACUACACAAACACUAUUUACAUUUAGGGCUUUCGCCCUGCCCCAUAUAUAUUCACAGUCGAUUCUCGUUCAAACAAACUUGGAUUAGACAAAUUUCCUGAUAGUACAAAUUUUCUACAAGGUCCCGCCUCAGUUUAGCAGUCGCUUAUUAUAAAUGACUUCUGUAACAUGAAUUCACUUAACACGAAUUUCCUGUCAGUGAAAAUGAUUUUGGAACCCCCCGGGGAAGUAAAAUGUUAAUAAAACGAAACACCGUCGUUUGAAGAGCUGGGUGUAAAGGAUAUUGGGAAAUGUAUUAACUUGCAUCCAGAUUAGAGCCUGUGUUCUGUAUUUUAGUGCUGUUUGCAGACUUCAGAUCCUAUGCAUUACGAGUUGCCCUGGUGCUCAUGCAAAAACGUGCAUUAUGAUUACAUACAAGAAAAAGAAAGAUGUUGCUACAGAUUUCAACAUUCCCACAAACACUUUGUAAGCCAGUAAAAAAAAAAAAAAAAAAAAAACAGGA